Messenger RNA from Pyricularia pennisetigena, 1818 nucleotides. RefSeq lists its product as uncharacterized. Gene Ontology annotation, biological process: positive regulation of ubiquitin protein ligase activity; anaphase-promoting complex-dependent catabolic process; positive regulation of anaphase-promoting complex-dependent catabolic process. Gene Ontology annotation, molecular function: protein binding; anaphase-promoting complex binding; ubiquitin ligase activator activity. The record is from RefSeq and is a predicted model, not a curated record. Bases 1 to 1818 code for a protein of 605 amino acids. NCBI's taxonomy places the organism in Eukaryota, Fungi, Ascomycota, Sordariomycetes, Magnaporthales, Pyriculariaceae. Gene Ontology annotation, cellular component: anaphase-promoting complex. The transcript is spliced from 3 exons.
AUGGGCGUCAAUGGAGAUGCCGCAGUCAGCUUAGGCAUGGCUUCGUCAUCUAAACGUACAGUCCGAGCCUCCAACAGUCCCGCUGUCGGGGCCAGGGCUAGCACUCCCCCGCCUGGCAUCGACCGUACUCACUUUGAUGGCGGGAAUCAUCUGGAUUCUCAAGGCGCGCGUAGGGGCCGCAAUGGGGCUAGGUUGAGCGAUGCCAGUAGUCAGCACGACCUGGAUCUUGACGCUGCGAACCACGCCCUUCGCAGGGAAGUAUUGAGUCGCCAGUCAAGAGAAACAACGCCAAAUGGAAGUCCGCAUAGGAAGCGACAGCGUAUCACAGGCGAUAGGUUUAUUCCAACUCGCUCUGGACAAGACUUACAUGCCAGUUUCAACCUUCUUCAUGAGGAUGGCUCCCCUGCAACACCAUCUAGACAAAAGAAGCGUACCCCCCAUGGUGAAUUACACUUCCAGAAAACUGAGGAGGCAAACCGUACUUAUUCCACCUUAUUGAGGGCUGAGAUUUUUGAGAACUCUGUUCCUCAGGCUGCAACAGCGCUUUCUCCAGACCAAGCGUCUUCAAGAGGUUCCAAUGUGCACCACGGCACGAGAGCCCAGACACCUCCUCACAAUCCGCCGCCACUACCUGCCUCCCUGACACCAUCAACUCCUCACAAAAACCUUUUUUCAUACAUGUCACCUCGACACCACAGCAGUCUUGGUGGACACCCUACUCCGAACCGCACCCCACAAAGUAGGCAUGGGCCGAACAUGGACACGCGGGCCGAAAUAUACAGCUUGUCGCCGGUGAGAUUCGGCAGCCAGCAAAUGUUACUUAGUCCCCGGAGGCAACCCAGGGCCGUCAGUAAGGUACCAUAUAAAGUCCUUGACGCGCCUGAUCUAGCAGACGACUUUUAUCUCAACCUGGUCGAUUGGGGUAGUGCAAACGUUCUCGGCGUGGGACUAGGUUCGAGCGUUUAUAUGUGGAACGCGCAGACAAGUCGCGUCAACAAACUGUGCACUCUAGAAGACGACACCGUCACUAGCGUAUCUUGGAUACAGAAAGGCACGCAUAUUGCCAUUGGAACCGGCAAGGGCCUGGUGCAGAUUUGGGACGCUGAAAAGUCUAGGAGGUUAAGGACCAUGACUGGCCAUACCGCUCGGGUCGGAUCACUGGCCUGGAACACGCACAUUCUUACGUCAGGAUCCCGAGACCGGUUAAUAUACCACCGCGACGUGCGAGCACCGGACCAAUGGAUGAGGAAACUUGUUGGGCACAAACAGGAAGUUUGCGGCCUCAAGUGGAACUGCGAAGACGGGCAAUUGGCCAGCGGAGGAAAUGACAACAAACUCAUGGUGUGGGACAGGCUUUCAGAUACACCUCUCUGGAAGUUUUCAGACCAUACAGCAGCGGUCAAGGCAAUCGCGUGGUCCCCUCACCAGCGAGGGUUGUUGGCCUCCGGCGGCGGUACGGCCGAUCGGCGAAUCAUAUUUCACGAUACGCUACGCGGAACGGUCGUGAAUGAGAUUGACACGGGUAGCCAGGUAUGCAAUAUUGCCUGGUCCAAAAACUCAAACGAGAUCGUGUCUACGCAUGGUUACUCCCAGAAUCAAAUAGUAGUCUGGAAGUAUCCUAGCAUGACGCAAGUCGCCAGCCUCACGGGCCACACGUAUAGAGUACUGUACUUGGCGAUGAGCCCCGAUGGAAGGGUAGUAGUGACUGGUGCCGGCGACGAGACAUUACGAUUCUGGAAUUUGUUUGGGAGGAGACCUGGAGCAAGAGAGGACAAUGACGGUGGGGGACGAUUGUCAGACUGGGGCAUCAUACGCUGA